AUGGCCCAGGGCCUGAAGGUGCUACAGGACAUGGCCAGCCGGGACGCCCAGGUCCGGGAGUGGGCCCUGGGCAGCAAGCCGGGCCUCCGGCUCGGGGGCUGGCGAGGAGCCGGCUGGGGGCCCCCCAGGGCACAGGUCUCUGCCUGCUGCGGCAGGGUGUGGCUGCGCGGGAGGGCCCCUCGGAAGCGCCCGGCCGGGGCUGUGGUCCUGUGGGCGGUGUCUGGCAGCGUGCGGGCUGGGGCACAGGGCCGUCCUGUCCUGCAGGACCACAGCCUGGCCUUACUGGAGGCGGAGGUGCAGCGCCUGGCCCAGCUGGAGGCUCAGGUCCAGAAGAAGGACGAAGAGAUCUUGGAUCUGCAGGGAGAGAAGGAGACCCUGAAGAAGCACCUGAAAUGCCUCCUCAGGAGCAAGGGCCAAGACACAGUGGUGAGCGGGGCGCGGCUCCCGGGGCCCAGACAGCUGCCUCCUCGCGCCAUCACGUCUUUACAAAGGCAAGUGGAUUUCCAGGAAUCCCAGCUGCAGAAGACCAUCAUGGAAAACGAGAUGCUGGAGAAGGAGCUGCGGGAGCGCAAGCACCAGCUGCAGGCCAUGUCCCACAAGUUCUCCAGCCUGCGGGAGGAGAAGAAGCACGAGGAGAUGCUGGGGCUCAUCGAGGAGGACAACCUGCUGCUGCGCCAGCAAGUGCUGGACCUGGAGCUGGAGCUGAGCAAGCGCGAGCGCACCAUCGCGGAGCUGGAGGCCGAGGUGGGGCGGCUGCGGGACCAGGCGAGCCUGCAGCAGCGCCACCUGCAGCGCUGGAAGCACCUGCAGGAGGAGCUGCAGAGCAAGCAGAAGAUGGUCCAGCAGGCCGAGCAGCAGGCCAGCGUGGCCCUGGAGGGCUUCCAGUCCCGGCUCGAGAGGCUGAGAAGCAAGAUCAUCCAGGCCACCUUCAGCACCACCGGGAUCAAGUCCAUGAACAACGAGAUCUCUGACAGCGACAUCCUGGAGGCCCUGCAGACCAUCAUCUCCGAGAGGUCCGAUUACUACAACCAGCUGAAACAGAAGGGGGUCAAGGUGCCCCCCCCGCACCAGACGGAGGUCGCAUCUGCCCCCGGCAAGCUCAAGAAGCCAGUCUCCAAGUAGGCUGCACCUGGCGCCCGAUGCUCUGGUGCAGAAUGAACCCCUUUGCACUGUCUCACCUCCUCAAGAGCGGCUCGGGACUCCUUGACACCCCCAUUCCGAAACUCACCUUGGGGGGUCAGCACAGCAGUCGAGCGGGGCUCCUUCCUGGGGAGAACCCACUGAGCUACUGAAGGGGUGCUCCUGCCCGGGCUUGUGGGCGUGGGACCUCACUCCUGGAGCUGCCAGGGUGCCCCGCCUGCUGCCUUGACGAGGCAGGGGCCCCUGGGAGGGGCGCGGGGGGCAGUGCCUCUGCCCCAGCCAGGAAGGCAGGCGCUGGCUCGUGGGCUCAGGUCUGUCCCGGGUACCCCGCGCCGCAGCAACACCUGCUGAAUGAGGGCGUGAUCUGGGCUUCCCCGCCCCUGCCACGCCGCCCACUGCCCUCGUGCCUGCCUCUAGCCCGAGGGGGUUCCCAGGAGGGUGGUGUGGGCCUGGGGUGCGGCCCUUUCCCCCCUGCAGCUGGGCCGCAACUUUGUCCCGCGGGGCCUCAACCCUGCUAUCUCGUUUCUCCUCGUCUCCUCCCUGCGGCCCGAGGCCACGUGCCCCUGCGGUCCACGCAGCCUGCGACGUGUCGCCUCAGAGACCCUCGCGCCACAGAGUGCACGUCCUCCACUGUCGUCCCAGAGGCCUGGGGCCCCAAGUCCGUGCCUCUCGCAGGGC
Condylura cristata (star-nosed mole) is the source of this 1818-nucleotide messenger RNA. RefSeq names its product coiled-coil domain containing 27 (gene CCDC27). Bases 1 to 1122 code for a protein of 373 amino acids. The transcript is spliced from 7 exons. NCBI's taxonomy places the organism in Eukaryota, Metazoa, Chordata, Mammalia, Eulipotyphla, Talpidae. The record is from RefSeq and is a predicted model, not a curated record.